AUUCCAAGUUCGGCCGGCUUUUGUUGCACUUGGCUGCUGUGGCUGCUGUAGUCGGCUCGCGAUCUCAGCCAAAAUCGCGUAUUGUGACUAUUGCCGGAAAAUGUGAAGAGUUCGGUCUAUAACUUACAAGUGCAAGUGCAGAAAGGAGUCCAGACAAGACGUACAAACUCUCGGCACGAGGUAAACAGAUGACAGCAAUGAAUGCGGAUGAGACAAAGCAGGCUGGAAUGCCUCAAGGAGCUGAGGAGGAGCAGCAGCAGAGGCAGGAGCAGGAGCAGGAGAGCGAUGGAGCAGCAUCUGCAGGAGGGCAGUGUGAUCCUGAGACCAGAAUAGUGGCACCUCCGCCCAGGCAGCGGACUCUGACAAGGACGGCCGAGCUGGACGCGGACUGCGAGGACAUCGAGCUGGACGAUGCCGACGACGCGGCGGAUAGCAUCACCUUGGAGUUGGCCCUAUCGCCGCACAGCAGCAGCACGCCCACGCCCUCGCCCACCACCGCCGACGAGGACUUCGCCCAGCUGGACAACAGCAAGCCCUUCAAGAUCAAGGACAUCACAAGGAACAUCCGCAAGGCUGUUGUGGCCACCACGCUGUCGGAGUUGCGAGCGAAGGUGUCGCUGAAAUUUGAGCGGGCUCAGCCGGCGAUACACCUGGAUUGCGAUGGCACCGAGGUCGACGACGAGGAGUACUUCAGCACUCUGGAGCCAAAUGCCGAGUUGAUUGCCGUCUUUCCCGGCGAGCAGUGGCGCGAUCCCAGUGACUACAAUGCCAAUCUGCGCCGCACAUCGCUGGAUGCACAGCGUCUGCGGAAGCUGGUGAGCAAACUGCAGCCGAACUAUAUGAACGAUGAUGACUUGGACAAGCUGUCGAACAUGGAUCCCAACUCCCUGGUGGACAUCACGGGUCGGGAGCCCAAGGACAGCGAAUACUCAGCCAGGAGCGAUGCCGCCCGGCUAUCCACGGAAUUGUCUUGCUAAGGGGCAUCAUUGCUCCCUCAACGAAUUAAUGUAGUUUAGGAAUUGUGUGAAUUGGAAUGUAUAUAGGGUAUUUGUACGAGUUUA
Drosophila erecta is the source of this 1061-nucleotide messenger RNA. RefSeq lists its product as uncharacterized. NCBI's taxonomy places the organism in Eukaryota, Metazoa, Arthropoda, Insecta, Diptera, Drosophilidae. The record is from RefSeq and is a predicted model, not a curated record. The coding region runs from base 189 to 977 and encodes 262 amino acids. The transcript has 4 exons. Gene Ontology annotation, biological process: apoptotic process; regulation of apoptotic process.